Molecule: messenger RNA, 2873 nt
Organism: Alexandromys fortis (reed vole)
Lineage: Eukaryota; Metazoa; Chordata; Mammalia; Rodentia; Cricetidae
Product: dmX-like protein 1
Exons: 9
Coding region: 105-1019 (304 amino acids)
Biological process (GO): vacuolar acidification
Cellular component (GO): RAVE complex
Molecular function (GO): protein binding
Source: RefSeq, a predicted model, not a curated record
CCAAAGGAUCAGAAGAUUUCUUGGUGAUACAUGCUCGUGAUGAUUUAACAGCUGUCCAAGGUUCAACUCCAUAUACACACAGCAACCCUGGCACUCCAAUCAAUAUGCCAUGGCUGGGAAGUACACAGACGGGUAGAGGAGCAUCUGUGAUGACUAAGAAAGCCAUUAAUAAUGUCAGAAGAAUGACAUCACAUCCAACACUUCCUUACUAUCUGACAGGUGCUCAAGAUGGGAGUGUCAGAAUGUUUGAAUGGGGCCAUUCUCAGCAAAUAACCUGUUUUCGAUCCGGUGGCAAUCCAAGAAUUACAAGAAUGAGAUUUAACUAUCAGGGAAAUAAGUUUGGAAUUGUUGAUGCUGAUGGAUAUUUAAGUUUGUACCAAACAAACUGGAAAUGUUGUCCAAUUACUGGGAGCAUACCUAAGCCAUAUCUGGCUUGGCAGUGUCAUAACAAAACAGCCAAUGAUUUUGUCUUCGUUAGUUCCUCCUCUCUGAUAGCUACAGCUGGUCUUUCAACUGACAAUAGAAACAUAUGUCUGUGGGAUACUCUAGUAGCACCUGCCAAUAGUUUAGUCCAUGCUUUUACCUGCCAUGAUAGUGGAGCCACAGUCUUAGCAUAUGCUCCCAAACAUCAGCUGCUAAUAUCGGGUGGCAGAAAAGGUUUCACAUGUGUAUUUGACCUUCGACAACGGCAACAGAGGCAGCUUUUUCAGAGCCAUGAUUCCCCUGUUAAAGCCAUUGCUAUUGAUCCAACUGAAGAAUACUUUGUUACAGGAUCUGCAGAAGGCAAUAUAAAGAUUUGGAGUCUUUCUACCUUUAGUCUUCUCCGUACUUUCAUCAAUGAACAUGCUCGACAGUCUAUUUUUAGGAAUAUUGGAACUGGAGUCAUGCAAAUUGAGACAGGACCUGCAAAUCACAUUUUCUCUUGUGGAGCUGAUGGAACAAUGAAAAUGAGGAUACUGCCGGAUCAGUUUAGCCCUUUAAAUGAGGUGUUAAAAAAUGAUGUAAAAUUGAUGCUGUAACAUCUUCACAAGAGGGUGUAUGAUUUAUUAUCUGCUUUGUGAAAGUAGCCAACAGAUGCAUUUCGCAGUAAUCCCCUUUACCAAGGAUAGGCUAAUGCUUUCUGUCCUCAUAUUUAUUUUAUGGAGCUUUGCCCUUGAUGCACUGAUGCCUUAAAAGUUAACAAGUGAGUCAGAGUUAGAUCCUAUUGCCUAACAUAGAAUGUUAGAAUGUAUAAAUAAUGCUGUAUUCAUACUUAUUUAUAGUAUAUUUUAGUAAAUAUGUCAUUGGGUUAAAGGAACUUUGUUUUCUCGUUGUUACACACCCUUCUGCAGACCCCCUUCACAAAUUCUAUUGAUAGUAAAACUCUUUAAGACAGGUGCCGAGAUAAUACUCAUCACUUAUUGACCACACUCUCACUGCUUUAUCACACAGACAUCAUAAUUCUUUUCUUGUUAAUAGUGAGAAGUUUAUAUAUAGGUAAGAUAUCUCCAUUAAAACUGCUAUUGGGACUUACAGUGUAAAAGAGCCAAGGAGUUCAUUAGAGUUUUCCUCGUUCCCUUCUAUAGCCCCAGAUGUGUGUGUGUAAAUGUAUUUAAUUGUAUGUAUAUAUCUGUGCAUAUGUGUAUAUAUGUAUAUAUAUCUUACUUGAUAUUGUAUAUACACAAACAGAAGCUACAAGUCUUUUCAUGUGUUUUGUGCCAUAACACCUACUGCCACAAGUAUAAAACCUUUCUUGUGAUUUUCUUAUAUAAAGUUUUUUUAAUUAUCACUUUAAUUUUCAAAGUCAUUUUUAAGAAGAAUUCCAAGAUUACUAUUUUAAAAGUGUUAAAUAAGUCUUAGUAGGCAAUAAAGAUGUUAUGUGGCACACAGACAUUUACAUUUAUGAAUUUGUCAUCAUUUUGAUGAUCAGAUAUUUUACUUAAAAUUUCAGUUUUCUUUCUUCUUAGAUGAAUUUAGUCUCAAAAUUCUGAAAAUGUAUAGCAGUGUUUUUAGAAACACUGUGAAAGCAGUCAAAUUAAAUAGUAUUUACAAAUGUACAGUGUCCCGCAGAUCUACCAUUGAUAGGAAAUAAACCUUAUAUUUUAUUAUUUUUGCCAAAAUACAUUAUUUUAUUAUAAAAUUUGACCAAAAUAUAUAAAUUUUACAAUGCUUAUAACUAUGAUAACCCUAUUUCUGUCUGUUUCAUGCUAUAUCUUUUCUGAUUCAGAAUUACAAAAACUUGAUAAAUACUUGAUUUUUAGCCAGUGAGAUUGGCAGUAAGUAGAUGGGGAUAAGUUUUAAGGGACAGUUGUAUACUACUUAGCUUAAAUUUAUUUUUAGUUAGAACUGUAAAUGACCAUUUUUUUAUGUAAGGAAAUAUGGAAAACUAUUAGGAAUUAAAAAGUCAAAGCAAAGAAAUGAAGGGCUGGUAAAUGAAUUUUGUAAUAUCCUCAGGAUACUUUUAUUAUAAAAGUAUAUUGUUACAGGUUUUGUAAAUUGUAUUUCAUAAUUUUAAGUAUAGUAAGCAAGUUACAGUGAGAACACUGUCAUUAUAGAGAGUUUAUAUGCACAUAGUAACCUGUACCUAUAAAUUGUGCAAUAACAAUACAUGACUAUUUUGCCAUGGAGAAAUCUGUGACAACAUUGCAAACAAUAUUAUUCUUUGAUGUAGCUAAGUUAUGUUUUAGUAAUCUCUUCACAAAUCAAGAUCCAAAAGGCUUUAAACACUUUCCAUCAGAAAGAAAAUUUAUCAUGUGUAUUAAACAAAAGGCUUUGGGUAUGAACUAUUGAGCAUUCUAAUUGAGGGUUUAUAUGAAUAACCACAACCACAUAUUAUGUAAGCCCGUAUGUAUUUACAUCCAGAGUUAUAUUUUAAAUAAACAAUCAUGUAGUGA